Molecule: messenger RNA, 1995 nt
Organism: Brenthis ino (lesser marbled fritillary)
Lineage: Eukaryota; Metazoa; Arthropoda; Insecta; Lepidoptera; Nymphalidae
Source: the annotation of a GenBank genome assembly
AUGGGUACGACGUACCGGGAGCUUUUUAAAUUAUACGAUUUAAUUCAAAGCGGCGAUGCGGGGUGUGUCGAGAGAUUUUUACGUGAAACCUCCGCGGAUUUAAAUAUAAUUUUACCAUGUAAAGGUAUAGGAGUAUUACACUUAGCUGUAGGAAUAGAACCCCAAGAAAAAUCUAGGAAAUGCACUGAACUAAUUUUAAAACAUGGUGGAGAUCCAAAUUUAAGCAAUGACGAAGGCAUAACACCAGUACAUAUAGCCGCAAUAUGGGGCAAAGUAGACAAUUUAAAACUUCUUAUUGGCUGUGGUGGAGAUCCUUGCAGACAGGACCUGGACGGAAUAUCUGCAUUUGACUAUGCAGUGAGGGAAGAACAAUGGGAUGUUUACGAUUAUCUACACAAUGUAAUUGACCAAAGCGAUGAUUCUAUUGAAUCUGAAUGUGCAUAUACUUUAGAUUUGGAACGAAUUUUAGUGACAACAGACCAAAUGGUCGCAGAAUACGAGGUAGUGAAUGAGAAUCAAAACAACACAUCAGUUAGAAAGUCCGAAAUGAUAAAAGAUUGGUGUGACAAGAAUAGCUUAGUGAUAAACAAACUGUACCCAACCAUACUCGGCGAAACAUACCUCGUAGAUGACGAUUGGAAGAGCAAUGAUAAACCAAAAAAUUCAGACAAUUUAAACGAUACGAUUACAACCUUCAAAACAUGUGUCUCCCACAAAGACAGUAUAGACAUAAGUGGACUAUGUCGUCUAGACCAGACUAUAAACAAUAGUGGACUACCUCCUCCUCAACAGACAGACAAAAACUCGAAACGAAGUAGUAUAUAUGAGAACUUCUCACUCCCCGGAUCUCCUAACAGUAUUAUCCAUAGGAACUAUAAUACAAAGUCGAGUUUGAAAAAGAAUAAAAACUUAUCAAAUGAAAUGAGUAAAUUGACUUUGAAUACUAAAGUGGACUUAGAUAAAGCUUUAGCAGUGGUUCAGAAUAGAACAAACGAAUGGUUGUCGUCUUGUAGUGAUGAGACUUGCGACAAAGGCAACACGAGACGCUCGUCUGCCAGCAGUGGGGUCAGCAGUAAUUUCUCAGGGUCAGUUCUUCUAGCAAGUGUCCAAGAAGAAUACAAAUAUGAGGAUAAAGAAGAAGAUGUGGUUCUUAUUGAACGGAGGCUUCGCGUUUCUUCUGUUAUAUUACCUUUAGAAGAAAGUGAAUCGCCAGACGAAACAAUAUUGUCUCUGGCAUCUUCCCUACCUCCCACUAUGGAGUAUGACGCCCAAAGUCUUAGAGCAGAGCUGAUAGAACUAGGCUGUAACCCCGGACCUAUAUCAGAUAGCACUAAACACUUGUAUCUGAAGAAACUUCAAAAUUUGAAGAAACAGCCUGUUGUUGUUCAGAGUAAUAAGAAAACGUACACAACAGAAAUACAGAAAUCUUUCCAAACCGAAGCCUGGAUGGACAACCUCUCCCCGUACGUGGAGCUGCAUGAGGAAAUCAAGGCUGACUUCUCAGAAAAAAAGUGCUGGCGUGAGGGAGGCUCCAAGACCUCCUUCACCUACCUGCUGCUGGACCCGCGCCGCACCUCCCGUCUCCUGCCUUGCAAGGGCCCCCCGCCCGCGCGCCUCCGCUCCUGGCAGACCUUCGUGGACUCCAUAUUUUAUGUUGGGAAAGGAAAGCGCUCUAGGCCAUACGCACACCUCUACCAAGCGUUAAACCUAUGGAAGAAAGACUUCAAAACUUCCAGAGACGAAAAAGUACAAACAAUAUUAGACAUAUGGUCGGCUAAACUGGGUGUUGUAUGUCUGCAUGUCUUCCAAAACGUCAUACCCGCUGAAGCUUACACCAACGAGGCAGCCAUGAUAGAUGCUAUCGGUAUACAGAAUUUGAAGAAUAUCAAAAUAGGGAAUUAUUAUGGUGUAGCAAAAACAUGGAGUGCGAAUAAACAUAGGAUGCUUGGCCUCAACUUCUUCUACUUCUUCUUCAGUCACGGCUUUUUCCGCAUU